AUGAGUUACAAAAAUAUAUUAUUAAUGGGCAAAAGUGGCUCAGGGAAAUCCUCCAUGAGAAACAUGAUAUUUUCCAACUACUCUGCAAUUGAUACACGAAGACUAGGGGCAACCAUCGAUGUGGAACGUACCCAAAUUCGUUUAUUAAAUAACUUAAAUUUGUCUUUGAUGGAUUGUGGUGGACAAGACUCUUAUAUGUUAAAUUAUAUUAAAGCAGGAAGCACUAAAUUGAAUAAUGCAGAAUUGUUGAUUUAUGUGUUUGAUAUCGAAGGAACCCAGCCCAAGGACUUUGAAAUCUUUAAUUUGAUUUUAAAUACAUUGAAGAACCUUAGUCCAAGGUGCAAGAUCUUUUUGUUGGUACAUAAAAUGGACUUGGUGAAUGAGGAGGAAAGAGAGAAAGUCUUUCUUGACUUUUAUGUUGGUGUCAAGAGUUCGAGUAAUCUCAAGUUCUUCCUUGACCAAAAUAACGUUCAAUGUGCGCAAACUUCUAUCUGGGAUGAAUCGCUUUAUAAAGCAUGGUCUCAGAUUGUGGGGUCACUAAUUCCAGAAACUCAGGCGUUGCAAAAACAUUUGAAGAAUUUGGGUAAUAUUGUUAGUGCGGAAUUUAUCAUGAUUUUUGAAACUUCGACUUUCUUGAAAAUCGCCACCCAUCCAAAUAGUCUACCAAAAGAUGAACAGGCUGAUUUGGACUCAAUCACCCAAAGAGUGUCGGGUAUCAUCAAGAACUAUAAGAAGUCUGUUGAAAAAAUUUCUGCGAGAUUCAGAUCAUUGACCUUGUAUGCAAAUUCAAAGAGCAUCUAUUUAGAUAACUUAACAGACAAUAUGGUGAUAAUGAUUGUCAUUCCUGAUAGUAAAAUAGAAAAGGACAUCAAUAAGCUGACGACCGUGAAAAUCUCAGAAGAAAAAUAUGUCCAGGAUGUGAUAAAGAGGGCUAGAAAGACUUUUGAGAAGUUGGAUUUUAGCGGGAAAAAAUAA
Messenger RNA from Saccharomycopsis crataegensis, 975 nucleotides. RefSeq names its product Rag GTPase GTR1 (gene GTR1). The record is from RefSeq and is a predicted model, not a curated record. Gene Ontology annotation, biological process: cellular response to starvation; negative regulation of autophagy. Bases 1 to 975 code for a protein of 324 amino acids. The transcript has a single exon. Gene Ontology annotation, molecular function: GTPase activity; GTP binding. Lineage: Eukaryota; Fungi; Ascomycota; Saccharomycetes; Ascoideales; Saccharomycopsidaceae. Gene Ontology annotation, cellular component: Gtr1-Gtr2 GTPase complex; fungal-type vacuole membrane; nucleus.